Molecule: messenger RNA, 631 nt
Organism: Lepus europaeus (European hare)
Lineage: Eukaryota; Metazoa; Chordata; Mammalia; Lagomorpha; Leporidae
Gene: MLANA
Product: melan-A
Exons: 5
Coding region: 112-471 (119 amino acids)
Cellular component (GO): endoplasmic reticulum membrane; melanosome; trans-Golgi network
Source: RefSeq, a predicted model, not a curated record
CCACGAAAAAGCAAAGAAGAUUAAGAGGCAGAGAAGCAGUCUUCACAGACACGGGCGGCUGGCGGAAGAGCACUGGCUCAUCCAGGAAGGUGUCCUGUGCCCUGACCUUUCAUGAUGCCAAGAAAAGAGGCUCACUUCAUCUACGGUUACCCCAAGAAGGGGCAUGGCCACUCCUACAUCACAGUGGAAGAAGCUGCAGGAAUUGGCAUCCUGACAGUGAUCCUGGGAGUUUUACUGCUCAUUGGCUGCUGGUAUUGCAGAAGACGAAGUGGAUACAGAACCUUGACGGACAAAAGUCUUCAAGCUGGAAUACAAAGUACUUUAACAGGGAGAGGUCCACAAGAGCAGCUUGGUCAUCAGGACAGCAACCUGUACUUUCAAGAGAAAAACUGUGAACUUCUGGUUCCCAAUGCUCCACCUGCCUAUGAGAAAGUCUCUGCAGAACAGUCACCACCACCUUAUUCACCUUAAGAGCCAGCAACUCACCUGAGAAAUGCUGAAAUGAUUUCCCUCACACUUUUGCUUGAAUAUAGACAUCUAAUGUUUUGCUUUAUAAUGCUAUAAGAACAUACACCUCUAAUUAUAAGCCAAUGUUAAAUUCUUAGGGCAAUUAGUAGAACCAAUCAAAUAA